Messenger RNA from Syngnathoides biaculeatus (alligator pipefish), 3162 nucleotides. RefSeq names its product adducin 2 (beta) (gene add2). Gene Ontology annotation, biological process: barbed-end actin filament capping. Gene Ontology annotation, cellular component: postsynaptic density; plasma membrane; cytoskeleton. The record is from RefSeq and is a predicted model, not a curated record. The transcript is spliced from 16 exons. The coding region runs from base 274 to 2280 and encodes 668 amino acids. Gene Ontology annotation, molecular function: actin filament binding. NCBI's taxonomy places the organism in Eukaryota, Metazoa, Chordata, Actinopteri, Syngnathiformes, Syngnathidae.
GUGGUACACAGGUCGACCUUCACGCUCUUACUGAACAGGCGUGGCAGUGGGCUGGUCCUAGACGCAGCCGACAAUGAAAAGCAUCAUGGUCCGCUGACUUGCCACCAUAUACUCUGACAAAGGAAGAACACAUUUGCACCUGAACGCAUCUGCCUGUUUUGACGGCGGCAGCCGUCCGUGGUUCUUCUGCAGCCACAUUGUGGAUACGUCCCGGCUAGGCACUGAGUUGUCAUCAACCAAGCCGUGCCGUGGUUUUGACACCAACUGUGGAAGAUGAGCAAGUCUCCGACCCCAAUGGAAACCCCAGUGCAGCGGAGUCCGAGUAAUGGGGUCCCUGAGGGCCUCCUGUCUCCUCAGCAUUCAACACCUGGUUCAGGACCACAGUUUAAGAAACACAUCUCCAGCCUUCUUCAGAGUCCGUCAUUUAAGGAGGAAUUGGAUGCUCUAAUCCAGGAACAGAUGAAGAAAGGUGGCAGCUCAUCAAACCUCUGGGCACUCAGACAGUUGGCUGACUACAUGGCCUUGCAUGGCUCACCUGCAACCCUACCAGUCUCCCCGUCUAACAUGAUGAUGGUAACACCCAUUAAUGACCUUCAAGGCUGUGAUCCAGGCAGCAUGGUGAAAGGGGAACGACUGAUGCGCUGCAAGAUUGCCAGUGUCCAUCGUCUUUUUGACCUCUAUGGCUGGGCCCAGAUCAGUCACACCUGUCUCACUUUGCGAGUUAAUAAAGAACAGGAACACUUCUUGGUGCUACCAGAUGGACUGGCCUACAGUGAGGUUACUGGAUCAAGCCUGGUGAAGGUGAAUAUCUUGGGUGAAAUCGUGGAGAAGGGUAGUACUAACCUUGGUGUGGACACAGAGAAGUUUAGCCUGCACUCAGCCAUCUAUUCAGCCCGACCGGAUGCUCGCUGUCUACUUCACCUCCACACACCAGCCACAGCGGCUGUGUCAGCUAUGAAAUGUGGUCUUCUGCCAUUGUCCCAUGAAGCCCUACUUGUUGGUGAUGUAGCCUAUUAUGAAUACAACGGAGUAAUGGAGGCAGAGGAAGACCGUGUGGAGGUUCAGAAGAGCCUUGGGCCCACUUGUAAGGUACUGGUGCUUAGAAAUCACGGCAUAGUCGCCCUAGGGGAGUCUGUGGAAGAGGCCUUCUAUGCAAUCUACCACAUUCAGGCUGCCUCUCAAAUCCAGGUAUCAGCAUUGUGCAGUGCUGGUGGUGAACAAAACCUGAUUUUACUUGACCGGACCACCCAUAAACCCAGUCAUGCCGGCACUGUGGGCCGGGCUGGCUCUACUUUUGGCCCAAUGCAAAAGAGCCGUAUUGGAGAACAUGAGUUUGAAGCCCUCAUGAGAACUUUAGAUAAUUUGGGUUACCGUACUGGCUACGCCUACCGUUUUCCAUUGCUGCUGGAACGAUCACGGUCACAAACACGAAAGGAUAUAGAGGUUCCUGCAACCACCACAGCCUUUCACCAGUUCGACGAUGACGGUGUUCCUCUGGGUCUCAAGCAGCACCCAUUUACCCAGCGUCAGCAGCAGGAGAGAACUCGAUGGCUCAACACACCCAAUACCUACCAGAAAGUCAGCCAGGAACAAGCCAGUCCUGGACACAUGCGUACCACUUGGAUGAAGACGGAGGAAGUGACACAAGCUGGUAGUACAUCAAUCAAGAUAGAAAACCCAAACCAGUUUGUACCUCUUUUUACCAACCCUCGAGAAGUGAUCGAGACACGAAACAAGAUCAGACAGCAGAAUCAGCAAGACAUGAAGACAGCAGGGCCCCAGUCUCAAGUCCUUGCCAGUGUGGUAACAGAUGAUAGUCCUCCGUCACCAGUCAUCGCACCCCAAGUCCCACCAGAGCCGGAAACUCCCAACCCCUUCAAUCAGUUGACAGACCAGGAGCUAGAGAAUUAUCGCAUGGAAGUGCAGAAGAAACAAGACACUAAAACCAAUGAGGAGGAGGUGGCAAAUGACACGUCUCCUGCUACCUCCCCCACAAAGGGCCCUGUACCCAACCACCCCACCCUCUCAGAAGACACAAAAACGGACUCCCCGGUCAUACAGAAUGGAGGCGAAGAGGAGAAGGAGGCUGAAGAACUCGAGAAAGGGAUGAAGGCUCUUUCAACCAAUGACACCUCGGCCCCAGAUCCUUUGCCUGCCAAACCGCACGGCGGCACGCCUGAGGUUUCGCCAUCCAAGUCCCCGUCCAGGAAGAAGAAGAAGUUCAAGCCGCCAUCGUUUCUGAAAAAAAGCAAGAAGCAAAAGGAAAAAGCAGAAACUUGAGUUCAUAAAUGCAAAACCUUGAUGAAAUAUUGCUGUGAAAUGUUUCUUAAUGUACAAUGCAGUAACAGAUGUGUGGCGUUCACUGCAGGUAUAUUCAAACACUGUCAGUAAAAGCCAUUUACACACUUUGUAUUGACAGAUUUUAUUGACUUGUCAGACGUUUACUUUUUGGUUCAAAAAAAGAACACUGGGUCAGCUCCAACCUACUACUAUGACUCAUCACACAAAACCUUUGUAUUUCUCAUGUAUUUUUGUCACCUACAUUUGUUCAAACCUAGUUUACUGUAGAAGAAACAUAGACUAUGAUUCUCGUUUUCCAUACUGCAUAUAUCACGUGUAUUCACUACUUAGAAUCGGUCCCUUGGUAUUACUAGAAAAGCACUUGGUUGAUCAUAGUACAGUAUCUUCUGGUUUAAUUAUAAACAUCACAUCAAUAGUGCAGAUGUACAUGUGAGCAUGUGUGCAUUACAUGUACAAAUGUAUACUGAUCGCUACUGAUUAUGCUCUGAAAGCUGUUUAUUGUUAAUCUCCUAUAGAUGUUCUUAUAGCAGGAAUACAGCAAAGACGUUGAAAACCUGGCAAGACUGAUUCUGUCUUGCAAAAAACAAAGUUGGCUCUCAAAUAUGCUUGUGAUUGCAGCUUGAAGACUCAGAAUCCUCUGAAUAGACCGAUGGCACUAAAACAUUCCACUUUCCUCGUAUGUCUGUGUAUGUUUAUGCAAAAUACCUCUAAACUGUCAAAUAUGCUUUGCUUAAGUUACCUGGUGCAAACGAAAUGCUGAUGCUAUAUUUGCCCAUGAUUUUGUUUUAUAUUUAGAAUGAAUACGUGAAUGUUGCAAGUUUCCCAUAUAACUGUCAUUAAAGUUUUAUUUCAAAGCAACUG